AUGGCAAAAGCAUUACGAUUUGCAUCAGCUGUUAAAGAAUUACGUUUGCAUUUAUGUCAAAAAUCAUCAACAAGUGAAGGUGUACGACAAUUUAUUGAUAAAUUUUAUGUUAAUAUUAAGAAACAAAAUCCAACAACGCCUAUACUUAUUCGUGAAUGUUCAAAUAUAACUCCAACAUUAUGGACAAGAUAUGAAUAUGGUAUUGAAAAACAAAUUCCAUUAACAGGCAUGAAUGCUGAUCAAGUACUUAAUGCUGUAGAAAAAUUAACCAGUAAAGCGACUUAA
Adineta steineri is the source of this 285-nucleotide messenger RNA. NCBI's taxonomy places the organism in Eukaryota, Metazoa, Rotifera, Eurotatoria, Adinetida, Adinetidae. The record is from the annotation of a GenBank genome assembly.